CUAAUUUCCUCUUCAUCUUCUUCACCUUCUUCACUUUCAUCACUCCUACUCAGACAAUAUUUGACCGUUGUUUUCUUCAACGUCUCUCUCUCCUUCUCCACGCUCCACAGCUUCUUUUGAUUGACUGUAACACCUGAAAGUUUCUCCGACACUUCAUUUAAGUCUUGAGCUUUGGAAUUAAAAGCUAAAUUUAAGAAUUAAAUCGAGAAAUGGGAUGUUCUCACUCGAGGUUUGAUGACGACGAAGCUGUUCAGAUCUGCAAAGACAGGAAGCGUUUCAUCAAACAAGCAGUGGAACAUAGAACUGGGUUCGCCUCUGGCCACAUUGCUUAUAUCCAAUCUCUGAGAAGAGUUUCAGAUGCUCUGCGCGAAUACAUCGAAGGAGACGAGCCACACGAGUUCUCGCUGGAUACAUUCGUCACUCCGGUGAAGAGAAGGAGCAGCUCAGGCGGACUAUUCGAGUUAUCUCCCUCUUCGAAAACGAUUCAGGGGAAGGCAGAACCGGAACUUGAAGUCAGAUACUUGAUGGCUAGUGGAAGCAGGCCGGUUCUUGUUGAAGAGAAGCCUCCUACUUCACCUGAGACUUUCCCGGUUGAGACUUACGGUGCAGAUACUUUCUUCGGGAUGAACAUGAAUCCGGCGAGCUCGCAUGUGAACAACAUGCCGCCUCCUUCGCCACAGAGCUCUCAAUGGGAUUUCUUUUGGAACCCCUUUUCUUCACUGGAUCAUUACGGAUACGGUUACGAUAACCGGAGUGGUAUGGACGAUGAGAUGAGACGGCUGAGGCAAGUUCGUGAGGAAGAAGGUAUUCCGGAUCUUGAAGAAGAUGUGAGGUUUGAGGAACAUGGCAUGAAAGCAAGAGAAGAUUGUAAUGGAGGUAGAAAGGAUCAAGAAGAAGAUAGAGUAGAAGAUGGGACUGAGAACGGGAGGGAGAUGAACUGCAUUGGAACUCAAGAACGACGAAGCGUUGAGGUGUGCAGAGGAGGAACAACAGGGAAUGUGGUUACAACAGAUGAUGAUGCAAAAGGAGAGACACCUGGCUUCACUGUGUACUUGAACCGAAGGCCUACAAGCAUGGGAGAAGUUAUUAAAGAACUUGAAGAUCAGUUUGGAGUCAUAUGUAACGCUGCUAAAGAAGUCUCGGGUUUAUUAGAAGCUAGUCGAGCGCAAUACACAUCCUUUACUGAACUCAGCGCCAUGAAAAUGCUGAAUCCAGUAGCUUUGUUCCGCUCUGGCGGCUCAUCAAGAUCUUCCUCUUCUCCAUCAAGAUUCUUGCUCAGCUCUUCUGAAAGCAGCAGUGAUUUUUCAGAAGAGUCUUGUAUGCUUUCCGGUAGCCAUCAAUCAACACUGGACCGGCUAUAUGCGUGGGAGAAGAAACUCUACGAUGAAGUAAAGUCUGGAGAAAGGAUACGAAUUGUAUAUGAGAAGAAAUGUUCGGUGCUGAGGAACCAGGAUGUGAAAGGAGUAGACUCUUCAUCGGUUGACAAAACAAAAGCUACAAUCAGAGAUUUACACACUCAGAUGAAGGUCUACAUACACUCAAUCGAGUCUAUCUCGGAAAGGAUCGAGACUCUUCGCGACCAAGAACUGCUUCCGCAGAUUCUUGAGCUUCUUCAAGGAUUAGCUCAGAUGUGGAAAGUGAUGGCAGAGUGUCACCAGAUACAGAAGCGAACAUUGGACGAGGCCAAGCUAUUACUUGCAACCAAGACUUUUAACAAGAAGCAACAACAGACCUCACUACCGGAGAUAAACUCUCAGAGAUUAGCUCGGUCGGCUUUGAACCUCGUGGCUCAGCUACGAAACUGGAGAGCCUGCUUCCAAGCAUGGAUCACGUCCCAGAGAUCCUACGUGCUGUCUCUAACCGGCUGGUUACUCAGAUGUUUCAGGUGCGACCCUGACCCGGAGAAAGUCACAUUAUCAACUUGUCCUCACCAGAUUUACGAAGUCUGCAUCCAAUGGUCGAGGCUGCUCAAUGGGUUGAACGAGAAGCCGGUUCUAGACAAACUAGAUUUCUUUGCCUCGGGGAUGGGUUCGAUCUUUGCUCGACAGCUUAAAGAAGAUACAUCAUCUCAGGGAACAGAGAGCAUGGAGCUUGUUGAAGCUGACAAGGUGGAAGAGGAGAAGAUGAUGGCUGCUGAGAAACUGGCUGAGAUUGCAGUUAAAGUACUCUGCCAUGGGAUGUCGGUUGCAGUUAGCUCACUGGCUGAGUUUUCAAUCAGCUCGGCUGAUGAACACUCGAAGCUAGUUAGCCAUCCAGAGGACGCCACGUCAGGGCAGCAUCCGGAGCAAACAGGGAUGUGAUCACUUUUUGUCUGUUCUCAGUUUUCUCAUUUCAUUUAUUUAUCUUUUUUUGUUUGGGUUAGAAGUUUAGGAUUUUAGGUUAGUUGUUCCUGGUGGGAGCUGUUAAAAGAUGGAUGAAGAUAUGUGUAUUAUGAUUAUUAUUAUUAAGACGCAUAAAAGCUAGACUUCCAAGUUUGGGUUACUAAUUAUUUUUUUCUUAAUGACUAAAUAUAAAGUUUCCAGUUCCUGAU
This is a messenger RNA of Thlaspi arvense, 2530 nucleotides long. Lineage: Eukaryota; Viridiplantae; Streptophyta; Magnoliopsida; Brassicales; Brassicaceae. The record is from the annotation of a GenBank genome assembly.